AUGCCCUCAGACAAAGCCAUUUGUGACCACUGUGGCCGCCAUUUAACGUGCCGCACUAUCUUGAAACAUCUUGAACAGCAAGGACCUCUUACUGCACAAAAAGCCCUUUUUCAUUCACUUAAUGUGGAUGGUCCUCUCCGUAGUGGCAUAUCAAAACAUCCAGUGCGCCCUAGGAAGCAUUAUCGAAGAAACCGAUACCCACACAUACCAACACCUCCACCCUGUCCAGAUGAAGAUGCGGGAAUGCACCCAAUCUUCACCUCCUCUGAAAUAUCAACUCCCAGCAAUACCGAGGAGCCUGACGACCACAUUCUUAGACUAGGAACACACGGCCUUGAAGACAAUGAAGAUUUCGAGCAGGAGUAUCUAGAUAAAGGGGAGCAGUCUGGUUCCGAUGACAAGGAGUUUGUAGCAGCAUAUUUGCUUCAAGGGUUAAGUGCACUAGAUGCACUUGGAGAAGAAUUUGACAAAGUUGUAUCCCGGCUCAACCCAGCCUCUUGCUUGUCUGAGGAUGACAUGUACGAUAUCCGUGCAUUCAAUCUCAAGCUGGACACUGUUAAGAUCAUGUACACCGUGAAACCGUGCCAGGGCCACAAGGUGUCUAAGUGCGGAAGACGAGUGGGACAGUAG
Messenger RNA from Lentinula edodes (shiitake mushroom), 630 nucleotides. RefSeq lists its product as uncharacterized. The record is from RefSeq and is a predicted model, not a curated record. Lineage: Eukaryota; Fungi; Basidiomycota; Agaricomycetes; Agaricales; Omphalotaceae. The transcript is spliced from 2 exons. Bases 1 to 630 code for a protein of 209 amino acids.